UUAAAUUUUCUGACCAGUAUUGCCGGGGCCCCGACCGGAGUUAUAACGGCUCUAGGGUUUCAAAUGCCCGACGAGCUGGCCAUCGAUGCUUGGGGACCGCUUCGGCAAGGAGAUGGAAAGAGAGAUCGAAGUUCGUACUCUCGAAGGGGAAUCAACGGUCGUGCGGAUCUCACCGGACCGACGGGUUGGCGACUUGAAGCUUUUGCUGAGGGAUUCGUUUCCUUCGGCGAUGACAUCCCCGAACUUUUAUCUUUUCCUUAAGGGCUCCAGAUUGAACUUGAAUAGUCGGAUAGGUAGCCACCAAAUUGAAGGGGGUCAAUUCAUGGUUCUCGUACCAUUUACCAAGAAAAACCAGCCGGUUCCAUUGCAACAGGAUCCAAUUGAGCAGGAUUCUCAGCCUUUAAUGAACUCUGGGGGAAAUUCGCAAUCUACUGCUGACUCUAUAUGGCUUGACAUCUUGGGUGAUAUUUCAUCUAUGAGUAACAUUUCAACAGAUGAUUUGAGCAAUAAUGUUGACAGUACAUCACAAACAUGGGGAGAAGAGGAUGUUUCAGUGGCUGAAAAACCUAAGAAAAGGAGGAAGUUAUCAGAUAGUUUUUGUACUAUUCAUGAUCUUUUAUGCUCUGACUUUGAAGAUAUAUUUGACCAAAAUAAAAGUAAUAAGAUUUGCCAGCUUGUGGAAUCUGUCAACUGCUUAUCAGAUCCUAAUACAGGAAUGUGUUUGUUACAAAAAUAUUCUGAUAAAGGGAUUCCUGAGGACGACCAAUGUGCUUGUCCAUUGUGGCUGAGGAGAGUUCUUAAGACUUUUACUUUGAUGAAUGUCCUUUACGCCUUUUUUCAUUUACAAAGGAAAUGCAUGACACUGGGUUUUUUAAAAGGAGCGUUCAAUCAACCAAAUAUGUUUGGGCUUGAUGACUUGUGCAUCUCUUAUGUGGAUAAGCUUUCACUUCUUUGUCCAAAGGUGGUAGUUGUGUUAGACAAUGAGGAAAAUGUUGUCACUUCUCAAGGAUCAUCUAUUAUCAUUCACGAUUUUUCAACAGAAUCAAGUAAUCAAUCUAAACUCGCAAAAGAACCAAGACCUGCAAGGCGGCUAUCUACUUCCACAGUUAUCAAUGCAGCAGAAAAACGAAUGAUGGCAUUUAGAAUGGAUUUAUGGAGGCUUCUCCAAUGCUUCAUGGAAAAUAGACACUUUAUAACAAGCAUGCCUGGUAUGCCGUCUUUGGAAGAUAUUAUAACUCUGAAGGGUUCUGAGCCUGUCCAAGGAUGCAUUAAUGUCAAAAAAGCAAAGUCUGGAACUUCGACAUCAAGAUGCUGUGGCACCGAUCAUCUGAAACCUACCGAGAUGGUUGACCACUUAAGAAAGGGCAUGGGUAUCUUUGGGCAGAUAAUUCAUAUCGAAGAAAUUAAUGAAAAAUUAGCUGUCCAUGUGGAUGUCCCUAAUAGCCUUGCAAAUGUCUCGAAAGCGGCUCUCAGAAGGAUAGGAAUAACCAGAUUAUACAGCCAUCAGGCUGAAGCUAUAAAAUCUUCUCUUUCUGGAAAGAAUGUUGUUGUGGCAACAUCAACUUCUAGUGGAAAAUCCCUUUGCUACAAUAUUCCUGUUAUUGAGGCACUCUCAAAAGAUAUGGAAGCAUGCGCUAUUUAUAUAUUUCCUACGAAGGCGUUAGCUCAGGAUCAAAUGAGAGCUUUGACGGAGAUGACAAGUGGAUUGGACAUUUUCUUCAAUGUUAGCAUCUAUGAUGGAGAUACCUCUCAAAUGCAUCGUACCUGGAUUCGUGAUAAUGCCCGAGUGUUGAUUACAAACCCAGACAUGUUGCAUCUGUCUAUAUUGCCCUAUCAUGCAAAAUUUCAACGGAUUUUAUCCAACCUCAGGAUCAUUGUGAUUGAUGAAACUCACACUUAUAAAGGAGCUUUUGGAUGCCAUACUGCACUUAUUCUGAGGAGGUUGCGCCGAAUUUGUUUGCAUGUACAUGGUAGCAAUCCUUUGUUCAUAUUCUGUACUGCAACAUCAGCAAACCCUCGUGAGCAUGCCAUGGUAUGUUUUGGUAAUGAAAUUCAAACUUUAGAUAUGUGA
Dendrobium catenatum is the source of this 2071-nucleotide messenger RNA. RefSeq names its product ATP-dependent helicase hrq1. The coding region runs from base 86 to 2071 and encodes 661 amino acids. NCBI's taxonomy places the organism in Eukaryota, Viridiplantae, Streptophyta, Magnoliopsida, Asparagales, Orchidaceae. The record is from RefSeq and is a predicted model, not a curated record. Gene Ontology annotation, molecular function: protein binding; ATP binding; nucleic acid binding. The transcript is spliced from 12 exons.